Messenger RNA from Helianthus annuus (common sunflower), 695 nucleotides. RefSeq lists its product as uncharacterized. The record is from RefSeq and is a predicted model, not a curated record. The transcript is spliced from 4 exons. The coding region runs from base 1 to 516 and encodes 171 amino acids. Lineage: Eukaryota; Viridiplantae; Streptophyta; Magnoliopsida; Asterales; Asteraceae.
AUGAUUUUGCUAAAUUAUUGUGGGGAUAACAACUGCCAUAUGGAAUUGUGGUUUGGAAAAAAUGAUUAUCUUUUGUUCAAGGAUACUGGACCAUCAACACUUGAUCUUUCAGUCUUUAAAGAAUGUGUUUUCGAGAACUCUUUUAUCGCUAAAAUUAUAGCUGAUGACGGCAUGAUUUUCAUGGCGAACAAAUUCUGGAGAGAAUUUUACGGCAAGACUUUUAAAGGUGGAUCAGCAACUCUGUAUGUGGGAGAUAGGUUUUGGAAUGUCAAGAUGGAUGGAUGGUCAGAUAGAAUUGCUUUCACUGAUGGAUGGUCUAAGCUGAUUGAGGAUCUCUCCUUAGAUACCCGGUGUAAUUUUGUAUUUACAAUGGUUGGAUAUAAAACUUUUGAGCUGUUUGUUUUUAAUCAUGAAACCAGUUCUGAAAUUUAUUUCAAGAAGGUUAAAGUUAUUGCGUCCGAACAAAAGGAGAAGUUGAAGACUGAAGAAAGUGACUGUAACACCCCAAUCGCGUAAUAUAACAACACGCGGCGGAAAUAUCGGGGAGUCAUGUUACAAAUUGCUCACAACUACUGGUACUAAAUUGUUUCAAUAUCAUUAACAUCGUUUUACAAACAAAGAAUACAUGUAAUUGUUCUUUUAUUUUAGAAGUCUAAUGCCCGUAUGCAGUCCUAUGCGUUGCAUGCUUGAACAAU